CCACCUACACCUAUAAUAUAACACACUCUCUCUCUACUGUCUCCCAAUUUCAUCGCUUACUCUCUCUCUCUCUCUCUGGAGCGUUCUCUAUUUACAGUGAGCUUCUCUAGACCGCGAUCGCCGGAAAAAUCAUAAUCCGAUUAUCUGAGCUUAGGCUCGGCUAAAUUAUGGAUUGCUCUUCUACGAUGCAUCCAAAUGCAAACAAAGAGAACGUCUCUACUUCAGAUGUUGAAGGAGGUUUUGGCCGCAUAACGAGAUCACGAGCUAAAAAGGCCUUGGGAGGAGGAGUAUCUAUACCUCCAACAAAACCCUCUUUUAAACAGCAAAAGAAGCGUUCAGUACUUCAGGAUGUGAGUAAUACCUCUGCAGGAAAUAUAUAUUCUGACCUCCUGGGAGGAGGGAACAUCAAGGUUACCAAAAAAAGUCUAAAGCAGCGUAAAAAGGCAGCAAAGGAAGGUGCUGAUGUUGCCAUGGAGAUUCUGGAUGAUAUGCAUACAGAAAAAUCGAAACUAGCUGAAGAUUUGUCCAAGAUCAGGAUGGCGGAAUCCCUAAAUGCUUCUCUUUCUAUCUCUAAGGAUGAAGAAAUUACUGAGCAACAAGAAGACGGAUCUGGUGCAAUGGAUUUUUGUCAAGUUGUAGAUAUCGAUUCCAAUGAUAAAGAUCCUCAGUGUUGCAGCUUGUAUGCUGCUGAUAUAUACGACAACAUAAAUGUUGCAGAGCUUCAACCGCGACCCUUGGCUAAUUAUAUGGAGCUUGUGCAGCGAGAUAUCGACCCAUCCAUGAGAAGGAUUCUAAUUGACUGGCUUGUAGAGGUUUCUGAAGACUACAAUCUGGUUCCAGAUACGCUUUACCUUACUGUGAAUCUUAUUGAUCGGUUUCUAUCCAACAGUUGCAUUGAAAGGCAUAGACUCCAGCUCCUUGGUGUCACUUGCAUGCUUAUAGCUUCAAAAUACGAAGAGCUUUGCGCACCACCGGUGGAGGAGUUUUGCUGCAUUACGGCCAAUACAUACACGAGACCGGAAGUGCUGAGCAUGGAGAUUCAAGUUCUAAAUUUCGUGCAAUUUAAAUUAUCUGUUCCUACCACCAAAACCUUUCUGAGGCGGUUUCUUAGAGCAGCUCAAGCUUCUUACAAGUCGCCUCUCGUUGAAAUGGAGUUUUUAGCAAACUAUCUCGCCGAGCUGACACUCGUGGAAUAUAAUUUCCUAAGGUUCCUGCCAUCACUAGUUGCUGCUUCAGCUGUUUUCCUAGCCAGAUGGACCCUCGACCAAACUGAAGAUCCUUGGAAUCCUACUCUGCAGCACUAUACCAGAUAUGACGUAGCUGAGCUGAAAACAGCAGUACUCGCAAUGGAGGAUUUGCAGCUCAACACCAGUGGAUGUACCCUCACUGCCACCCGUGAGAAAUACAACCAAGCAAAGUUUAAGAGCGUGGCAAAGCUGGCAUCUCCCAAACGAGUUACACCACUUUUCUCAGGAUGAAACUAAAACAAUAACCAAGGCCGGUGGUGAUCAAUCCCUAGUUUCAGACAUUGGAUUUAGUGGUCUCUUCCUUUGACCAUUGAUUUCCCAGUGUUUGUUUCUGCUCAAGUUUUGUCUGUCUGUUUCUAUGUAGCUAUUGUGUGGCGCUAGUGAUUUAUAAGACCAUUUACUUGUCACAUAUGUUAAGGAAUUUUGUUAUCUCAUUUCUACACCUAUUCACCACCUUGCAAGAUUAUGUACUUAAGAGCUCUUGUAAAAGGAAUAGAGACAAAAGUUAUAAUAAUAUAUAUGAUUCAUGUUU
Molecule: messenger RNA, 1779 nt
Organism: Brassica oleracea var. oleracea
Lineage: Eukaryota; Viridiplantae; Streptophyta; Magnoliopsida; Brassicales; Brassicaceae
Product: cyclin-A2-2
Exons: 13
Coding region: 168-1478 (436 amino acids)
Biological process (GO): mitotic cell cycle phase transition; regulation of cyclin-dependent protein serine/threonine kinase activity
Cellular component (GO): cytoplasm; nucleus; cyclin-dependent protein kinase holoenzyme complex
Molecular function (GO): cyclin-dependent protein serine/threonine kinase regulator activity
Source: RefSeq, a predicted model, not a curated record